Molecule: messenger RNA, 1089 nt
Organism: Coregonus sp. 'balchen'
Lineage: Eukaryota; Metazoa; Chordata; Actinopteri; Salmoniformes; Salmonidae
Source: the annotation of a GenBank genome assembly
AUGAAGACAUCUCUGGUCCUCCUUACCCUCAGUCUACUGGCUUGUUCAGGUGAGCUUUUAUUUGUUAACUCAAGUAAUAACUACUGUAAAUGUAGCAGAUACAUUUGAUUGGGUCAGGGUGUAUGAGAAUCUGUAAGGGGGGACCUAAAUCCACUCCAAGUUCACCUUUCGUUUCAGUACAAUACAAUUUAAUGUUGUACAAUUUUUACUUCACAGUUUGGGAAGUCUGUGGACAAUGUCAAGAGGUUAACCUUGAUGACCAGGAAGACCAGGAAGUAGUAGAAGCACAGCCAGAAAAGCACAUGGUAACAGUGCACUAUAUGGUCAAAAUUGUAUGGACUAGCAGAAAGUGUAGACAUUUCUGCAACUUUCUAUUGGAAUACUCAACUAACCUGCUACUGUGUAACAGCACUUAACCAAAGACAUGAACGCAACCAAUACAUUGACUGAAGAAACUCCUGUCCAACCUUACGUAUUCAAAUGUACUUCAACCAUAAUACUGAAUACAUCACACCAUGUACAUUCUUGUCUGUUUAUGCUUUCCACAGGUGCAACAGUUAAAGGGAACAUGCUGGGCGUGUAAGUGGGCACUGAACAAAGUGAAGAAACACAUCUCCUCUUCCACUAGCCAAGUAACUACCCCAUAGCAUUACAAUUCAUAAGUGUCCCUUCAUGAAAUGUACUAUUUACUGAAAUAUUUAUCUGAAAAUGUAAACUGAUGUUGAUGAUUUCUCUUCAAUAGGCGCAGAUAAAGCAGAAGCUAUUGUCUGUUUGCAAUCAAAUGGGCCUCGUUAAAUCUCUGUGUAAAGGCUUGGUGAAAAAGCACUUGUGGGUUUUGGUUGAGGAGCUUAGCACCAGUGAUGACGUGACGACCAUCUGCAUUAACAUUAAGGCCUGCAAGUGAGUAGAAGAAACUGUUCAGACGACUAAAGAUUAUAGAGAUUAUCACCUGUGCUUGUUAAUUGAAACACUAUUGAAUAGAAUGUAUUCAUUAAUACAAAAUAUGGGGUUAUGUCUUUCGAUCUUCCACUCAUGUCAUCUUUUUGUGUAUCUUUUAGACCAAAAGCCGUUUUGGAUCUGAGCUACUGA